AUGCUUACCACCGAAGAGUACGCCGAGUUGAGCGCACGAUACUGUGCACCAACCCACCUCCCCAUUCCUAUUGUCAUCCACAAGGGAGAGGGAGCGCGCUUGAGAGACAUCGACGGCAAGGAAUACAUCGACUUUCUUAGCUCUUUCUCAGUCGCAAAUCAAGGCCACUCCCACCCACGCAUAGUCAAGGCCAUGAUCGACCAGUGCCAAAAGAUCGCCCUUUGCACAAGCGCUCUGCAAAACGAAACCUAUCCGCUAUUAUGCAAGAAAAUAUGCGACCUACUUGGCUAUGACAUGGCCGCGUCCAUGAAUUCAGGCUCUGAAGGCGUGGACAUGGCCAUCAAGAUUGCAAGAAAGUGGGGUUAUAAUGUCAAAGGCAUCGAGCCAGACCAGGCCAAGGUCUUGACUGUCACUGGUAACUACCACGGCAAGACCCUGGGGCCUGUCUCUGGCUCGUCCUUCAGCUAUGCCAAGGAUGGAUUUGGUCCCUUGCUUCCCAACAUUGGUCCAAAUGUCGCCGGCUUUGAAGUCCGUUUCACUAACCUCGACGAUAUCAAGAAGGCGUUUGAGACCAGUGGCAAGGAACUGGCCGCGGUUCUCAUCGAGUGCGUUCAGGGAUUUGCUGGCUGCUUGCCGACAGAGCCUGGGUACCUCCAGGCUGUCCAGGAACUCUGUCGGGAACACAACGUUCUCCUUAUCGCUGAUGAGAUACAAACUGGAUUUGGCCGAACGGGAACUUUGAUGGCGUAUCAACACGAUGGUAUCAAGCCGGACCUAGUUGUGAUCGGAAAGGCCUUGACAGGUGGGCUGUAUCCGAUGAGUAUGGUUCUGGGUAGCAAAACCAUCAUGACACAGAUCCACAUUGGAGUGCAUACGUCCACAUUUGCAGCAAAUCCCCUGGCCAGUGCUGUCGGCAUUGCUGCUGUUGAUGUCGUCAUCUCAGAGGGCCUUGCGGAGCGGUCUCGGCGCCUUGGUGCCGAGUUGAAAGACCGCCUGAAUUCCAUCAGCAGCCCACACACGACGGUCAAGGCCACUGGCCGCGGUCUAUUUUGCGCACUUCACAUUGAUGAGUCUCAUCCUUCUGGGCGCGUCACGGCAGAGCGACUGAGUCGGCUGAUGCGAAAGCUGGGUGUUGUGAUUAUUGCCGUUGGGAACAGACUAAGGAUUGCCCCUCCGUUGGUUAUUAGGGAGGAAGACCUUUGGAAGGGAGUUAAUAUUUUAGAAGAAGCCCUGAGCAAACUAAUAUAUGUAGAAGAUAUUUAG
Molecule: messenger RNA, 1263 nt
Organism: Fusarium falciforme
Lineage: Eukaryota; Fungi; Ascomycota; Sordariomycetes; Hypocreales; Nectriaceae
Product: Ornithine aminotransferase
Exons: 4
Coding region: 1-1263 (420 amino acids)
Cellular component (GO): cytoplasm
Molecular function (GO): pyridoxal phosphate binding; identical protein binding; L-ornithine transaminase activity
Source: RefSeq, a predicted model, not a curated record